AUGAGGAAUUUCCUAAAAAUUUUCUCAAAUGCUCAGUCCGGUCACACUCCAGUGAGUUACGAGUCAUCAUCAGGAGGGCGAAGAAAAAAUUCUCAUGUACAUUUGGGCAGAGAAUUUGAAGGAACAUUAGAGGAAAGAUGUCAUUUAACAGAAGAUGUUCAUGUGGAGAUGGAUCCAAAUGGAUCCUCGACUGGAGUGCGAAACCCGAAAAGUCUGAACCAAAAUAAACCACAUCCCCUAAAUAAAGCGAGCUCGGUGGUUGAUGGAUUUUUCAGUCCGAGAAAGCAAGGUGCUAAAACCAGAAGGCCAAGAUGUGUAUUUGUGAUGAUGGUGGCCGGCUUGAUUGGCAUAGGAACCGGUAUCUUCAUAUUUUUGGCCCAUCCUUAUGACUUGAUAUUCAAAUGGAAAUCGAUUUUAUCCGAUGGUAGUGAAAGCUUUGGAAUGUGGAGUGAUCCUCCAGUCGAACUUCGGGUUAAAAUCUAUAUAUUCAAUGUUACAAAUGCCGAAGCCUUUCUCAAGGGCGAAGAAAAAAUGAUGGUUGAAGAGGUCGGACCUUAUAUUUAUAUGGAAGAUCCAAUUCAUGACAAUGUGGUAUUUAAUUCAAAUGGAACACUUUCGACAAUUCCAAGACAUCCCCUAAAGUCAAUUCCUGGUGGUAGAAGCGAGGACGACAUUCUAAUGGUGCCCAACAUCGCGCUAUUGAGUAUAACGCAGUCAAACGUAGAUGCAUCGUACUUUACAAGAUUGGGUGUGAAUCUUCUAGUGCGACAAACAGGUUCCGAGCCACUUGUGCGAAUGACGGCACGGGAGUUUAUGUUUGGCUACAAAACACCACUUGUUACUCUAGGAAAUAAUUUGCUACCGGGGUGGAUCAAAUUCGAUAAACUUGGGUUGAUCGACAGGAUGUACGAUUUUGAAGGGGAUUAUGAAACCGUCUAUACUGGUGAAACUGACCUGCGCAUGUCUGGUCUCCUCGCAACUUACCGCGGUUCUCGUUACCUGCCGCAUUGGCCAGGAAAUGACGGCAAGUGCGGCGAUGUCAACGGCGCAUCAGACGGAACCAAAUACGCUAGUUUCAUAGAACGUGGCGAUAAACAAAAGUUUUUUAGAAAGUCUAUGUGCAGGCCAGCAGACAUGGUUCAAAUCGGGGACGAAAACGUCAAAGGACUUGAUAGCUACAUUUACACUUUCGAAGAUGACGCUUUCGAUAAUGGAUGGAGAAAUCCUGAACACAAAUGCUACUGUAGAAAAGGCCGUUGUCUACCAGAUGGUUUAAUUGAUGUCACAGACUGUUAUUAUGGUUUCCCAAUAGCAUUGAGUUAUCCACAUUUCUAUAAAGGCGAUCAAAUGCUUAAAGAACAAGUCAACGGAACCCAACCUGACAUCAAUUUGCAUCAAACGGAAAUUCAUAUCGAACCCAAUACCGGAAUGCCAGUGAAAGUAGCAGUUCGCCUGCAAAUUAAUAUGGUGUUUACAGAUUUAUCAAGUAUGGCAAAAGUUGGGCGAUUUUCAAAUAUGGUUCUACCUAUGCUUUGGUUUGAAAUUGGAAUGCCUGAACUUCCUAGCAGCAUAAAUAAUAAAUUCAUCUUCUAUCUCAACAUAAUGCCUGUUGCGGAACAAGUAAUCUUAUACGGAGGCUUUAUUCUCGGGUCAAUAAUGCUCAUAACAUCUAUAGUAAAGGUUCUGAUGACAGUUUCUUACAAAGGUCGUUCAAUAUCUGAUAAUUUCAAACAAUACAAUGUCCCUAAUUCUAAGAGCUGGUUGAAAGAUGACAACGGUAAAUCAACUGGAAAACACAUUCAAGGAUUUAAACAUCAGGGCCACAAGUCGAUGGAUCCGAUCAGUGAAAAGUAUUUAGGAAAAACGUCUGGUUCUAUUUAUAGUCCAUGCGAAGAAAACUUUAAAACCGAAGCACAAAGCUUAAUUGAUAUUGAUAAGUUGCAAAAUACAAAAAAACAAGGAGAAAACUGGUUAAAUAAGAGUUUGGGAGAUAUUUUGAAUAAAUCGUUAGAAAAAGCCAUUCCAUUCUUUUCGGCAGAAAAUGAGAAAAAUUACACCAAAACACCAACAGAGGACAUGAAGGAGAUGCAAAUAUAUAACAAACCUACUAGAAAAUUCAGCGAAAAUAAAGCUUUCUUAUGUAACGAAGGAAAUGAAAUGGGACAUGGUAUGCUAAAAUAUGGUGAUGUUAGUGAAAACUUGAGUGAUCUUGAUAACGAAUGCAAUAACGAUGAUUUGUCAGAGUCCAAUAGCGAUGAUCCUUAUGAUUACCACAAAGUACCAUCUGCUUCAAACUCAGAUAAUGAUGAGAAUGGUGAUGAAUACAGCGCUAAAAUUAACCAUGGAAUGGUUUAAGAUCGAGAUGCCUUAUUAUUUUAGAUAUUUCAAUACCCUUAAAUUAAGAAAUUACAGUACCAGAACCAAAAACUGAUUACUGAACUAAACUAAAUUUAGUAAAUU
Messenger RNA from Ctenocephalides felis (cat flea), 2460 nucleotides. Its product is annotated as scavenger receptor class B member 1-like. Gene Ontology annotation, molecular function: scavenger receptor activity. The record is from RefSeq and is a predicted model, not a curated record. The transcript has 9 exons. The coding region runs from base 1 to 2355 and encodes 784 amino acids. NCBI's taxonomy places the organism in Eukaryota, Metazoa, Arthropoda, Insecta, Siphonaptera, Pulicidae. Gene Ontology annotation, cellular component: membrane; cytoplasm.